Molecule: messenger RNA, 1726 nt
Organism: Ochlerotatus camptorhynchus
Lineage: Eukaryota; Metazoa; Arthropoda; Insecta; Diptera; Culicidae
Exons: 3
Coding region: 92-1390 (432 amino acids)
Source: RefSeq, a predicted model, not a curated record
UUUGAAAUCAGCAUUCGAAAUCAGCGCGCAAAGCAAAUGCAUUAUUAGUUUGCAUUAUUUAGUGAAAAAUCUGGCAUUUUGCUGUUUGAGAAUGCAGCAACUAUCCACAAUUCCCAAGCUGGAAACCGAAACCAUUGAAAUCUUCGUCAGGGAAAAUGGUUUCACCAGCGACGGCGGAGAUGGCAUCAAAGUCACACGGAGAACUCGAACCUAUUUGAAAAAGGUCGUCGAUAAUGUUACUGUCGAGGAUUUGAAGAUAGAAACUCUGACCAAAACGAUCAGCGUCCAGGGUAUUCUAAAGGAAGUUUCGACUGUGAGCACUACUAAGACAAAGAAAAAGAAAAUCGAAGAAUCAAAACCCGUGCUGGGAGUUCAUACGAUAAAAGCUGAGCUUCAUGAAGUAGUUGGAGAUUUGAAAUCGGUGCAAUGUAUGGAUUGUGACAAAGUCAAAGCUAAGUGUACCAAAGUUUACGCGUACCUCGUUUGGUUGCAACAGAAGCAGCAGCAAAUCCUUCAAGAGAUUGAGAACGCAGAGGAAAACAUUACAAAGAAGAUAAAACGCGAACGCAACAUAACUGGUGUUCUCCAGCCCGUUAAUUUGGGUGCUCUGCAGGCUAAAGUUGAAAUGCCAUCAUUGCCAAAACUAAAGAAGGAAGCCGUCGCCAUUUGUCCAUUGGAAAUGGAGUCGGCUAUGAGAUUGUCCUUGUUCAAUCUGAUUCGCGAAUAUCAAGGCAAUGAUCCGCAAGAAUUUCUGCAAUUCUGCGGAAAUCGCAUGCUGGAAGAGAACUGCGGUAAAGCUCAGUUCCUCACCGUUGAACAAGCCGACACUGAUUUGUGGCAUGAGCUGAGAAAAGGCCGAGUCACCGCUUCACGGAUGCACGAGGCCUCCCGUUGCACCAUGCUUAGCGGUUCGCUCACCAACAAGAUAAUGGGAAUCAGUUCCGGAUUUUCGUUUGCCAUGAAAAGAGGUACCGAUUUGGAGGGACACGUUUUUGCCAUUUUGCAGAAAGAGUAUCCUUCCCUGCAGAACACGGGACUGGUACUGGAUCCGGAAUUUCCAUGGAUGGGUGCCUCACCGGACGGUUUGGCCGAUGAUUUUGUUCUGGAAAUCAAGUGUCCUUACACACCGAACACGCACGCAUGCUACAUCGACGUCAAUAAGCUGUCCAAGAAGUACUUCGCUCAGAUCCAACUGCAGAUGCACAUGACACGGAAGACGAAGGCGUUGCUCGGGGUGGCAGCGCUGGAUUUUGAGAGGACGCGUAAUGUGACCAAGGUUUGGAUCGACUACGAUAAGGAGUAUGUGGAUAACAUUAUGGAGGAAGCGUUCGACUUCUGGCAGAAGGGCGUUUUCCCAGCGCUAUUGAGAAAACGUAAAUCGAAGAAGUAAUUGUGGACUUUUUAUUUUAUUGUUCUGUUGUAUUUUAAACUGAUCUGAACUGACUUAAGUUAAGUUAAGGGUACUGGUGACUGCCAUUUUCAAUACUUGAAAUGAAUUUAAAUAGACUAUAAAUAAAUUAUUUGUACGAACUUGUAUAGAACGUCCUAUUGGUAGUACAAUAGAGUUCACAGUAACUGUAAUAACAGCUGGUAAAUUUCAUAGACAUGAUAUGGUAAAAAAAUGUCAAAAAUUUCCUCCACAAAAAAAAAAAUCUCGUUACCACCUCUGUCUGUAAUAACUGUGAGCUCGUUGGUGUUGGUAGAACUUGUGAAAGAAUGGUAAAUA